Molecule: messenger RNA, 3356 nt
Organism: Lottia gigantea (owl limpet)
Lineage: Eukaryota; Metazoa; Mollusca; Gastropoda; Lottiidae
Exons: 19
Coding region: 390-2795 (801 amino acids)
Biological process (GO): protein phosphorylation; intracellular signal transduction; microtubule cytoskeleton organization
Cellular component (GO): cytoplasm
Molecular function (GO): tau-protein kinase activity; ATP binding; protein serine/threonine kinase activity
Source: RefSeq, a predicted model, not a curated record
CAGCCAUUUUGUACAAAAAUGUGAAUGAAUUUAUCGAGAAAAUCGUGAUUUUCAUGCCCAAAGAGGGAUUCCUUGUUAUCGUAUCGAUAACGGAUGAACAGAAAAAUAUUUCAAUUAUGUUGUUGUUAUGAAAUGGCGUCUGUUAAACAAUAAUGAACAGUUGAAAAUAAGUGCUAAAGUUACGGAACCAUUUCUUGCAAUCAACCUUAGCGACCUUCUCAAGUGCUAAAGUUUUGUGAUUUUAGACCACUGAUCGUUCGUGCUUUUGGAAUAUAUAAAUGUGCACUGUAAAGGAUUAUCAAGAGCAAUUGUUAAAGUACCAAAACUAUUAUUUAUCACAUUACUUUAGCUAAUAUAAACAGUGGAAUAAUACAUAUUAUUUAUUCAAAAUGUCUGCCAAUGCAAGAGCUGCAUUGCAAACUGUUCACGAAUCUGUAACUGUUGAUCCAAGGCCUACAGACGAUAAUGGUAACCCAAGGAUUCAGACAUCAACAAGAGGUCGAACAGAUGAGCCCCACAUUGGGAAAUACAGACUUGUCAAAACUAUUGGAAAGGGAAAUUUUGCCAAAGUUAAAUUAGCAAAGCAUGUUCCAACUGGAAGAGAGGUGGCUAUAAAGAUCAUCGAUAAAACUCAACUUAAUCCAUCAAGUCUUCAAAAGCUUUUUCGAGAAGUUCGUAUUAUGAAGAUGUUAGAUCAUCCAAAUAUAGUGAAACUAUUCGAAGUGAUAGAAACAGAGAAAACUUUAUAUCUAGUAAUGGAAUAUGCAAGUGGAGGUGAAGUUUUUGAUUAUUUAGUUGCUCAUGGAAGGAUGAAAGAAAAAGAAGCAAGAGCAAAAUUUAGACAGAUUGUAUCUUCAGUACAAUAUUGUCACCAAAAACAUAUAGUUCAUAGGGAUUUAAAGGCUGAAAAUUUAUUAUUAGAUGGUGAUAUGAAUAUAAAAAUAGCUGAUUUUGGUUUUAGUAAUGAAUUUGUACCUGGUAAUAAAUUAGACACAUUUUGUGGCAGUCCUCCUUAUGCUGCUCCUGAACUGUUUCAAGGUAAAAAAUAUGAUGGUCCUGAAGUAGAUGUUUGGAGUUUAGGAGUUAUUUUAUAUACACUUGUUAGUGGCUCAUUACCUUUUGAUGGGCAAAACUUAAAAGAAUUACGAGAAAGGGUAUUAAGAGGGAAAUAUAGAAUUCCAUUCUAUAUGUCUACUGAUUGUGAAAAUUUAUUAAAGAAAUUUUUAAUUUUAAAUCCAUUAAAGAGGGCAAGUUUAGAAACUAUUAUGCGCGACAAGUGGAUGAAUGUAGGCUAUGACGAUGAUGAACUCAAACCUCAUGUAGAGCCCCAGCCCGAUUAUAAUGAUCCUGUAAGAAUAGAUACAAUGGUUAAUAUGGGAUAUAAUCGUAAAGAUAUUGAAGAAUCUUUAAAAUUACAAAAAUAUGAUGAUAUUCAGGCAACUUAUUUAUUAUUAGGACGCAGAACAACAGAUUUAGAGGGAAGUAACUCAGGAAGCAAUUUGUCUUUACGACAUUUACCUCUUACACCAAGUCGUCCUCACAGUGAAAAUAACGCAAAUAGUCAAUCACCUAAUAAAGUUACGCGAAGCCAGUCAGCAACAAGUGGGUCAGGCAGGUCACAGCGGCGUUCAAGUCACGGAUCAACUGGCCCAGGAGGUACGCAGCCACACGGCCCUAGUAGUCGUCGGCAACAUACUGUAGAUGGCACUUCUACUAAGGAGAGUACCUUAACGGCAAGAAUGAAAACACCAUCAGGUGGCUCGGUUGAUUCACCUAAGGUUGGUAAAAAGCUUACUGCACCUAGUCCUGCAAGAUCUACGAUGCCACGGAAAACAGGAAGUGGUCAUUCAUCAUCGACAUCGUCCACACCCAAAAAUAAUAGUGUGAUAACUCACGGUCAUAACCAUAAUACCAGCAUUCCUCGUCGUAGUACAUUUAGUCCAGGUGAUAAUAGAAAUCAGGCUCCUGGAGAGAAAACAAGACCUACUAAUGGUCAGGAUAUUAAAAAUCAUCUUCCAAAUUCCUCAAGUGCAACAUCUGAUACAGGCCCAUCAGCCCGACCAAAGGGUGCUGGUCAUGUCAAGUCGGCUAGUAUAUCUCAGUCUGCUAGGUAUGGUGAAUCACCUCAUCUAACAGAUGAUGCAGGCUUCAGACCAACGACAGCACCUGGUAAAUCUGUAGCUGUACCAGCUCGACCUAACUUGUCACGAGGAACACGGGAACGAAAUACAUUCCAUGGUAAAGAACGUCAGCAACGUAUCAAUAGUCCUUAUAAUGGCCCUGGUGGAGUGCCAGGUCAUACACAAGAUUCAUCAGCAAUUGGAAGAGAUGGACGGCCAUCUUUCUUUAAUCGUAUAACAUCUAAAUUUAGUCGAAGUACUAGUAGGAAUGCAUGUGAAACCGUAGCUGCUUCCCCCAAUAGUGCAUGUCAGAAUCGCUUUGAACAUCAUUUUGUCAGGUCUGUGAACGAAACGAAAGAUGGUGAAGCAGUCAAACCAAGAGCUUUGAGAUUUACAUGGAGUAUGAAAACAACUAGUUCUAUGGACCCACAUGAUAUGAUGAAGGAAAUUCGUAAAGUUCUUGAUGCAAAUAACUGUGAUUAUGAGCAAAGAGAGAAGUUUCUACUCCUUUGUGUACAUGGUGAUCCUAAUACAGACAGUCUAGUGCAAUGGGAAAUGGAAGUUUGUAAAUUACCGAGACUUUCACUAAAUGGUGUUCGUUUUAAAAGAAUAUCGGGAACUUCAAUAGGCUUUAAGAAUAUUGCAUCUAAAAUAGCCAAUGAAUUGAAACUCUAAUGUCAAACAUUGAUAAAUCUAUAUUAUUAUAUAUUAUUCUAUUACUAAAUGUCUGUAUGUUUGAGUGAGUCUAUGAUUUAAAACAAGUGAAAUUGUGAAAGUGGAAAUUGUUUUAAUGUUAAUAUACCACUAUAUUGUUUCAAUGUGACAAAUCAUGUGAUUGGUAGUAGUGUGAAAUUACUCUUUGUAUGGACAUCAAAAAUUAGGUUUUAAAUUUUCUACUUGUACAUUUGUAUCAUAAGUUGUAUAAAGUAAAUAAAGAAAACACUUUUUAGCCCCCAGAAUUGUACACAUUUUUAUUGUAAUAUAAAUACUAUAUAUAGUCCAUUAACAUUUUGUGGGCACUAACUUGUUUAUUGUCCUAUCAUACCAGGGAUAUUUCAUGCAAGCAAAUCAUAGUUCCAUCUUUGUAAUACUUCGUACACUGCACUGUUAAUAAUACAACUCUUACUGCUGUUAUAUUCUAAUCUAGGAGUGGUUUACUUUCUCUACUGAUUCAUAAUUUCUGGUUCUUUGUUUCUAAACUGAGUCAUGUACAUCUGCAUUAACUAGAGCAGAAAA